This is a messenger RNA of Acomys russatus (golden spiny mouse), 1023 nucleotides long. Its product is annotated as myosin regulatory light chain RLC-A. Gene Ontology annotation, cellular component: cytoplasm. The transcript has 4 exons. NCBI's taxonomy places the organism in Eukaryota, Metazoa, Chordata, Mammalia, Rodentia, Muridae. Gene Ontology annotation, molecular function: calcium ion binding. Gene Ontology annotation, biological process: platelet aggregation. The record is from RefSeq and is a predicted model, not a curated record. The coding region runs from base 180 to 698 and encodes 172 amino acids.
GUCAGCGCCGGGCCCACGCAGGCGGCGGGGAAUGGUGGCUCGGCUUCCUUCCGGUUGCCGGUGGAGACCGGAAGUGGCCGUUCUCGGGCAGCGGGAACCUGAGUGAGUGGGUGAGGCCGGCGGCGGAGCUUCGCGGAGACAGUCGGUUGUCGCGGCUGAGCCAGGAUUUAAUCGCCACCAUGUCGAGCAAAAGGGCAAAGACCAAGACCACCAAGAAGCGCCCUCAGCGGGCAACAUCCAAUGUGUUCGCCAUGUUUGACCAGUCCCAGAUCCAGGAGUUCAAAGAGGCCUUCAACAUGAUCGACCAGAACCGGGACGGCUUCAUCGACAAGGAGGACUUGCACGACAUGCUGGCUUCAAUGGGAAAAAAUCCAACCGAUGAAUACCUGGACGCCAUGAUGAACGAGGCCCCGGGCCCCAUCAACUUCACCAUGUUCCUCACCAUGUUUGGAGAGAAGUUGAACGGCACAGACCCUGAGGAUGUCAUCAGAAACGCCUUCGCUUGCUUUGACGAGGAAGCGAUUGGCACCAUCCAGGAGGACUACCUGAGGGAGCUGCUGACCACCAUGGGCGACCGCUUCACAGACGAGGAGGUGGAUGAGCUCUACCGGGAGGCCCCCAUCGACAAGAAGGGCAACUUCAACUACAUCGAGUUCACGCGCAUCCUCAAGCACGGCGCCAAGGACAAGGACGACUGAGGACGCCCAAAUUCCAGCCCAGUGUUCCCUGUUGCCACUUGGGGUAUUUCUGAGAUUCCUCUCCUAGAACCCGUGGCAUGCCCUAGCUUUACUGCUUUUUGCCUUGUUUUGUAUUUAUUCUCAGCCACUCUGGGCCUUAUGUACCUUUAUGAUCAGACUGGAAAUGGGACUUUCUGUCAUUACCCGACUAGAAAGGAAGGUCAUUUACAGACAGCCUUGUCCCUCCUGUGUAAUAACUGUAGCCCACACAGAGUCAAUAUAUUUUUUCAGAGAAAGUUAUCCACUCAAUUUUUUCUGAAUGACAAUUAAACUUUGUGAUAAAAUA